CGCCCGCCACAACGCCCGGCUAUUUUUUGGUUGCAGUUUGGUCGGGGCCGGGUUUGAACCCGCCACCCACGGUAUAUGGGGCCGGCGCCUUACCAACUGAGCCACAGGCGCCGCCCACACCUGGCUAUUUUUUUGUUGCAGUUUGGUCAGGGCUGGGUUUGAACCCACCACCCUCAGCAUAUGGGGCCAGCGUCCUACCAACUGAGCCAAAGGUGCCGCCCCCUGAGUUCCCUCAUUCUUAUUUUAUUGACAACUCCUUGACCUAUGUAAAGUACUGACUUAUUUUUUCAUCCCUAAAAUUUUGCCUUUUCAGAAAUGUCAUGUAAAUGGGAUAAAAAUAUGUAGCCUUUAGGGUCUGUUUUUUUUUUCCUUAGCAAAAUAGAUUGAAGAUUUAUCAAUAUUGUUGCACAAAUCAAUAGUUGGUUUCUAUUAUUGCUGAGUAGUGUUCUGGUGUCUGGAAAUACCAAAGAUUGUGGACUCAUUUACUUUUUGAGAGAUUCAUUCCCAUUUGGGACAAUUAUGGAUAAAGCUGGUAUAAUUUUUGGUGUACAGAUGUUUGUGUGAACAUGAUUGUAAAUACCUACUAAUAUGACUACUGGAUCAAAUGCUAAGUAUAUGCUUAAUUUUAUAAGAAAAUACCAAACUCUUUUUUUUUCCUUUUUCUCUUUUCUUUCUUUUUUUUUUUGAGACAGAGUCUCACUCUAUCAUGCUAAAGUUCCAUGGCAUGAAAGUACCAAACUCCUUUUUUGUUGUUCUACUGUUUUGCAUUUUCAACACCAUUGUAUAAGACUUUCUUGUGUUCUAUUUCUUGAUCUGUGUGUCUAAGUAAAACUUAUAUUUAUUUUUUUUUAGAGACAGAGUCUCACUUUAUUACCCACGGUAGAGUGCUGUAGCGUCACAGUUCACAAUAACCUCCAGUUCUUGGGCUUAAGCGAUUCUCUUGCCUCAGCCUCCUGAGUAGCUGGAACGACAGGCAUCCGCCACAGCAUCCAGCUAUUUUUUUUGUUGUUGCAGUUUGGCUGGGGCCGGGUUUGAAUCUGCCACCCUCGGUAUAUGGGGCCAGUGCCCUACCCACUUAGCCACAGGUGCCACCCGAGUAAAACUUUUUUUUGAAGUAUUCCUAGAACUUUGCUACUGCAGAUCCCUUUCCAUAUAUUAAAUAAUUGCUUUUUUUCCUCUCCAAUAUCCUCAACAUUUUGUGAGAUUAUAGAAAUCUUCCAUACGUUUUAGACCUGUGUUAAUGCCUGGAAAAUGAUAAAAGAUAUUCUUCUGUGAUAUAUGCAUAGAGUUGGUCUUAUGUACAUAAAUAAGGAACUGUGAUGUAAGGAUAAAUAAACAAAAGGAACUUAGUAUUUUGUUUGAAAAAGAACUAGAGAAGAUAACUAUGGCUAGUACCUGGGAAACAGUAUGUAAGACAUGAGGCAUUUGGAGCGCUAUCUGUAUAUAUGAUUGCAGAUUUAGUGUAAAUGUUCUUUUGUUUACAUCAUUAAAUAAGUGAUGGGGAAGCCACAGAUGAAUGGUGUUCAGGCAUCUACCUCCCAAGUGGGAGGAAGAUUUGAUUACAAAAGAACAGCACAAAAAUGUUUAAGAGUAGUAGGACCGUAGUGAUAUUAGAUAGAUUGAUUGAUUCCUUUAUUGGUCUGUUUAGCUGUUCUGUUUUUCAAUUAAGUUCUCUUUUGCCUUUAUUAUCCUCGUUUUUGCGGAGUUCUGUGUAUGUGGUCUGACAGUUAAAUUCAUGUACUCUUCCUAGGAAAAACACUAGAUACCUCGUUGUUGAAUAUCACUAUGGCACCUUUGAAGUACUUCUCUUGGGAAGCUGUCAUCAUACGAGGCCUGACAAUUAAGUUUGAAAACUUGCCAGUGUGGGCUUACAUUGGCAGCACUGUACAAACACCUCGUUGAGGUUUCUUCAUCUUGGUAUACCAGUGUCUUAUGGCUGUGUUCAUGGCCAAGUGGCAUUAUCUUGCUGAGUGACAUCUAUUAUUGUUGCAUGUUUUUGUUUGCCAUAUGACGAAAGCUCUUAUGGUCAUUCUAGAAAGAAUUUCAAAAUUGGCUUGCCUCCUGUAGCUCAGCAGCUAGGGCACCGGCCACAUACACCAGAGCUGGUGGGUUUGAACACAGCCCGGGCCUGCCAAAACAACAGUGACAACUACAACAACAACAAAAAAUAGCCAGGAUAUUGACACAAUUAAGAAUCUCCCCUGAUGGUUUUGAUUCCCACCAAAGAUUACAAAAAUCUUUGUCAGUGAUUGUGAAUAUCUUCCCUUCUCAGACUUGCCUUUAAGGUAUGCAAAUAAGGACUUAUCUCCAAAAAAGGACAUUUAUGAAUCAAAAUUAUCUCAGUGGGAAAUGAGUGACAGACUUGAAAACUGUGAUUUUAAAAAGUCCAAUUUCAGAGACUAUUUGGAAGUCAAAGGCAAGGUGGAGAAGCAAAAAGAAGAUCCCAAGGAACAUUUAAGGCAAGGGAUGAUCACGUAUGACAAAAUGUCCAUUUUCAACCGGCAUUCUUACUUAUCUCAAAGUCCAAGAUGUCAUUCUACUGAGAAACCCUAUAAAUGUGAGGAAUGUGGGAAAGCCUUCAGACGAGCAUCACACCUGAGUCAACAUCAGAGUAUUCAUACUGGUGAAAAACCCUUUGAAUGUAAGCAAUGUGGGAAGGCCUUUAGUCGUGAUUCACAACUCAGUCUUCAUCAGAGACUUCACACUGGAGAGAAACCCUAUGCAUGCAAGGAAUGUGGGAGGGCUUUUACUCAAAGCUCACAACUUAUUUUACAUCAUAGAAUUCAUACUGGUGAAAAACCAUAUAAAUGUGAAGAAUGUGGGAAAGCCUUUAUUCGUAGCUCACAACUCACCCGGCAUCAAAAAGUCCAUACGGGUGAGAAACCUUACGAAUGUAAAGAAUGUGGGAAGGCCUUUACGCAGAAUUCACAGCUUACUCUGCACCAGAGACUUCAUACAGGUGAGAAGCUCUAUGAAUGUAAAGAAUGUAGAAAGGUCUUUACGCAGCAUUCACAACUUGUCCUCCAUAGGAGAAUUCAUACUGGUGAGAAACCCUAUGAAUGUAAAGAAUGUGGGAAAGCUUUUAUUUGUGGUUCCCAGCUUUCUCAACAUCAGAAAAUUCAUAAUGGGGAAAAACCAUUUGAAUGUAAAGAAUGUGGAAAAGCCUUUAUACGGGGCUCACUGCUUAUGCAACAUCAGAGGAUCCAUACUGGUGAAAAACCCUACAAAUGUGAAGAAUGUGGGAAGGCCUUUAUCCGUGGUUCACAACUAACUCAACACCAGAGAAUUCAUACCAAUGAAAAGCCCUAUGAAUGUAAGGAAUGUGGAAAGACCUUUAGUCAUGGCUCACAACUUACUCAACAUCAGCGAAUACAUACUGGUGAGAAGCCUUAUCAGUGUAAGGAAUGUGGAAAGGCCUUUAAUCGUGGCUCACUCCUUACUCGGCAUCAAAGGAUUCAUACGGGUGAGAAACCAUAUGAAUGUAAAGAAUGUGGAAAAACCUUCAGUCGUGGCUCAGAACUUACUCAACAUGAGAGAAUUCACACUGGGGAGAAACCCUUUGAAUGUAAGGAAUGUGGUAAAUCUUUUAUUCGUGGGUCACAGCUUACUCAACAUCAAAGAAUUCAUACUGGUGAGAAGCCUUAUGAAUGUAAGGAAUGUAGAAUGGCCUUUACUCAGAGUUCACAUCUUUCUCAACAUCAGAGACUUCAUACUGGUGAGAAACCUUAUGUGUGUAAUGAAUGUGGGAAGGGCUUUGCUCGUGGUUUACUACUUAUACAACAUCAGAGAAUUCAUACUGGUGAGAAACCAUAUCAGUGUAAGGAAUGUGGGAAGGCCUUUAUUCGUGGUUCACAACUGACUCAACAUCAGCGAAUUCACACUGGAGAAAAACCUUAUGAAUGCAAAGAAUGUGGAAAGGCUUUUAGUCAUGGCUCUCAACUUACUCUACACCAGAGAAUCCAUACUGGUGAGAAGCCCUAUGAAUGCAAACACUGUAGAAAGGCCUUUACUCAGAGCUCACAUCUUUCUCGACAUCAGAGAAUUCAUACUGGUGAAAAACCCUAUCAGUGUAAGGAAUGUGGGAAGGCCUUUACUCGUGGUUCACAACUAACUCAACAUCAGAGAAUUCAUAUUAGUGAGAAAGCUUUUGAAUACAGGGAAUGUGGGAUAGAUUUUAAUCAUGGAUCACAAGUUUAUAUGUGAAUUAUCUGAUUCUGUGGGAUUAGUAUAUAGAGCCUUCUAUGGUCAUUUAUCAGCAAAGAACUUUCACAAAUGUGAAUAUGGGAGAACAUUUGCCACAUACUGGUCAGCAUCAGAGCAUCUGUAUAGGAGAAUGUGAAUGUUAAUGUAAUCCAUGUAGAAAAGCCUAUCAUUUGUAACCUAUUAAACAAAUUAGAGAAUAAUUCUGUAACUGUACUGUAUGUAGGAAGGCCUUUAACUACAGCAGUUGUCCUUUACAUCAUCCUCUUAUCUCUACCAUUUUAUUUCCUUUGAUAUAUAUAUAUCAGUAUCAUGAUAAUUCACUUCUUUGGUUUAAUCAUUCAUAAAAUAUACUUAAUACCUUCAACAGAUCCAUGGAAGUAUUAUGUAAGUUAUUACAUGUUAAAUCUUUUAGAACAGUGCCUUGGACAUAUCAUAGAUAUUAGCUAUCAAUUUCACUGGUUUUUAGAGAAUUUGCAUGAGAGGAGAGCACUUGUGAGUGCAAAGAAUAAUGCUUAACUCAGAUGAUUUGAGUAGGGACAGAUUUAAAUCUCAUCCCUUAUGGUAAAAGAGCAAAUUCAUACCAUAAAGAAAUUUUGUGGAUUGAAUCAAUGGAUUAUUGAGUACAGCCAUUAGAGAAUGUGGGAGAAGUGAAGUAAUUUGUAACAAAGUCCAAGAUCCAAAAUUUAACAAAUUUACUAGGAACUUUUAAAAAACCUGAAUGUACUGCUUUUUAAAUAAACAGAAAACAGUGCCUCCCAUUGCGGACUAUUUUGCAAUUGAAAAUGAUGAGAAUGUGUGUGAAAGUUUUUUUUUUUUUUUUUUUUCAUCUAAGCAAUAUCUAUAUUCACUUCCUUAGUGACAAAAUUCUGGGCUGUAAAACUAUUUCAGCUCUCCUUACAGGUCAGUUAUAUAAACUUGAUAUCUACUGCGUAGGACAUUUAAAAAAUCCAUUUUUCCUAUGUGCCUUUUUUCCAUACCUAAAAUGGUGACAUACAAGCUGAAGUUCUGAUACUCUCAUGGAGACUUUGAAGAUGUACCUGGGUAUUACAGAUGUGGAACAACCAUAUUAGCUCUGGUCUUCUUGCCUCCUGUAUUUCUUCAUAUAAAAUUCAAUGUUUGUUGAUGCUAUUAUAGUCCUGUUAUUUACAAUAAAAAUUAUUAAUAGACAAUUUUGUAUCUAGAAUUGGGGUGCUGUGGGUAAAAGCAACUUCAAAUAUGUCAUUAAUAUAGGGCCAUUGAGAAUGAGGAUAUACUCAUAUCAGGCUAGAAACCAGAAGAUUCUUGUUUUCAGUGGCAAGACAUUUGGUUGUUGCUUUUCAAUAUUACAAGGCAGGUUUUGUGCCAGUUGAGGCUGUAAUGUUAAGGGAAAUGAGUGAUGUAGAAUGUGUGUUUUGAGUACAGUAUUUCUUGCUGCUUUCAGUAAUGACCAAUGAAAGAAAUUCAGAGUAAAGUUAGGCCACUAGUAGCAACUCAAGGAGAUUUACUUUGUAAGAGACGCCAUCUCUGAUGGAGGCAGCCCUCUACCCUUUAUGAAGGUAAUUACAGUAAUUUAAAACAAUUGGAACAAGAAAUGAGACCACUGCCAAUACAUAUGAAGGCAUUCCGCUAGCUGUUGUAUUUAUAUUUUUCCCCACCUGGGCUUCUUGGUCCAAAAGCGGUCAUAUUUAUUUGGUGCUUACUGUACUUCAACCACUAUCACAGGUAUUUGGGAUAUAUCAGAGAACAAUUCUAGCAGGAGGAGAUAGGAUAAUGCAUAUAGAGUAUGUUAGAACAUAAACAUGAUACAGAGAAAAGUAACUUUCAAGGAGAUGGCAGCUCGGGGCCCAUAGUGCAGUGGUUAGGGUGCCAGCCACAUACACUGGGGCUGGCAUUUUCAAACCCAGCCUGGACCUGCUAAACAACAAUGACAACUACAACAACAACAAACUAGCCAGGUGUUGUGGCAGGUCCUGUAGUCCCAGCUAAUUGGGAAGCUGAGGCAAGAAAAUCUUUUAAGCCCAAGCGUUUGAGGUUGCUGUCAGCCAUGACGCCACAGCACUACCAAGGCUGACAUAGUGAGAUUCCCUCAACAACAAACAAAGGACAUGGUGGAAUAUCACAGCUUAGAUUGCUUUAUGAAACAAUGAUCAAAAUAGACCAUUUAGAAGGAAGGACUUGAGCCAAGAUUUGAAGGGAUUAGGUAGUAAGUCAAUGUUAAAAGAGCUUUACUGGCAGAGGAAAAGGAUAGGGAGACCAUGAAAUGGGAUCAUGUAGGUAUUAUUUUAGGAAUAUCAGGGAAGUUCUUGCAGAAUUAUAUCUUGUAUCUUUCAGGAGACCAGAGAGAUUAAUAGAGCCAGAGCAUUCCAGGGCUGUAAACCAUUGUGAGCCAUUUGUAUUUUAUUGUCAGGGAAAAGGGCAGUCAUUGGCAAGUUUAAGCAGACAUGCUGACAUGUAGCUUUUGUAAAAAACCAGGUAAG
Nycticebus coucang (slow loris) is the source of this 6659-nucleotide messenger RNA. Its product is annotated as zinc finger protein 420. The transcript has 3 exons. The record is from RefSeq and is a predicted model, not a curated record. Bases 2350 to 4203 code for a protein of 617 amino acids. Gene Ontology annotation, molecular function: DNA-binding transcription factor activity, RNA polymerase II-specific; RNA polymerase II cis-regulatory region sequence-specific DNA binding. Gene Ontology annotation, biological process: regulation of transcription by RNA polymerase II. Lineage: Eukaryota; Metazoa; Chordata; Mammalia; Primates; Lorisidae.